CGUCGCCCCGCCCUCUCCGCACCCGCCGCGCCCCGCCCCGCUGCCGCCGCCACCAUUGGCCAGGCGGGAAGUCGUUCUCCUAGCUCGAUCUGCGGGAGUGCGGGGGGAAACUUCAUUAUUACUGUGACGCUGAAGGCCGGGGAGGCCCGAGCUGCCUGAGGGCUGCAGCCGCCGGGUCGGCGCUGCGGACCCGGGUGCGGGUGCAGGCGGGGCGACGAUCUCAGGGCACCGAGCCCGCCGCACUCGCGGGGGAGGGAGGGGGCUGGGCUGUCCGCAGCUCCCUGUCGCGGAGGCGCCUACCGGCUCUGCUCGGCCGCCGGCAGCGGGUGACCUCCCUGCGUGAAGAGCAUCGCGGCGCGGCGGCAGGGGAAUUCGCGUUGCGGCUGGCCGCGGGCUCCUCCCACCCAGCUGGCGGGCGGGGCUCGGGGAUCCGGUGUCUGGUGCAGACGCUGCUGCGGCCGAGCGAGCCGACGGCUGGACCUUGGAGCAGGCUAUAUGAGACCCUGAAGGAUAAGAACAAUGCUAUGUUGGGGGUAUUGGUCCCUGGGCCAACCAGGCAUCAGCUCCAACCUGCAAGGAAUCGUGGCUGAGCCCCAGGUGUGCCGCUUCGUAUCGGACAGAAGCAUCAAGGAAGUGGCGUGUGGAGGAAACCAUUCAGUGUUCCUGCUGGAGGAUGGGGAGGUUUACACGUGUGGAGUAAACACCAAGGGGCAGCUUGGCCACGAGAGGGAAGGUAACAAGCCAGAGCAAAUUGGAGCACUGGCUGAUCAGCACAUCAUCCACGUGGCGUGUGGCGAGUCACACAGUCUGGCUCUCAGUGACCGGGGCCAGCUGUUCUCUUGGGGUGCAGGGAGUGAUGGCCAACUGGGCCUCAUGACCACUGAGGAUUCUGUGGCGGUGCCCAGGUUAAUACAGAAGCUGAACCAGCAGACCAUAUUACAAGUUUCCUGUGGCAACUGGCACUGCUUGGCUCUGGCAGCUGAUGGCCAGUUCUUCACAUGGGGAAAGAACAGCCAUGGACAGCUGGGCCUGGGGAAGGAGUUCCCCUCCCAAACCAGCCCACAGAGGGUGAGAUCUUUGGAAGGGAUCCCACUGGCUCAGGUGGCUGCAGGAGGGGCUCAUAGCUUUGCCCUGUCUCUCUCAGGAGCCGUUUUUGGCUGGGGAAUGAAUAAUGCAGGGCAGCUAGGGCUCAGUGAUGAAAAAGAUCGAGAGUCUCCAUGCCACGUGAAGCUUUUACGAACACAGAAAGUCGUCUAUAUUAGUUGUGGAGAGGAGCACACAGCAGUUCUCACAAAGAGUGGGGGCGUGUUUACCUUUGGUGCUGGCUCCUGUGGACAGCUUGGACACGACUCUGUGAAUGAUGAAGUUAAUCCGAGAAGAGUCCUGGAACUGAUGGGCAGUGAAGUAACUCAGAUUGCCUGUGGCAGACAGCACACUCUAGCCCUUGUGCCUUCUUCUGGACUCAUCUAUGCAUUUGGUUGUGGAGCUAAAGGUCAGCUGGGAACCGGACAUACAUGUAAUGUCAAGUGCCCAUCUCCUGUGAAGGGCCACUGGGCUGCGCACAGCGGUCAGCUUUCAGCUCGAGCUGAUCGCUUUAAGUACCGCGUGGUUAAGCAGAUCUUCUCCGGAGGGGACCAGACAUUUGUACUUUGCUCCACAUAUGAGAAUUCUUCUCCUGCUGUUGACUUCAGAACUGUGAACCAAGCACAUUAUACCAACUUAAUAAAUGACGAAACCAUAGCAGUUUGGAGACAAAAGCUCACAGAACACAACAACGCAAAUACAGUCAAUGGUGUUGUUCAGAUACUGUCUUCUGCAGCUUGUUGGAAUGGAAGCUUUCUGGAAAAAAAAAUUGAUGAACAUUUUAAAACCAGUCCCAAAAUCCCUGGGAUUGACCUGAACUCAACUAGGGUUUUAUUUGAGAAGUUAAUGCACUCUCAGCACUCCAUGAUUCUAGAGCAGAUACUAAACAGCUUUGAAAGUUGCCUCAUUCCCCAGUUGUCAAGUUCACCUCCAGAUGUGGAGGCAAUGAGAAUCUAUUUAAUACUACCAGAGUUUCCGCUGCUUCAGGAUUCUAAGUAUUACAUAACGCUGACCAUUCCCCUGGCGAUGGCCAUUCUGAGGCUGGAAACCAACCCUAGCAAAGUAUUAGAUAACUGGUGGUCUCAGGCAUGCCCAAAAUACUUCAUGAAGCUGGUAACCCUCUAUAAAAGUGCCGUCCUUUACCUCCUAAGGGGAAGGAAGACAUUCCUAAUCCCUGUACUGUUUAACAAUUACAUGACCGCAACCCUCAAGCUUCUGGAGAAAUUGUACAAGGUAAAUCUUAAGGUGAAGCACGUGGAGUACGAUAAGUUUUAUAUCCCUGAGAUUUCUAGUCUAGUGGACAUUCAGGAAGACUACCUCAUGUGGUUUUUGCAUCAAUCCGGAAUGAAGGCCAGACCGUCUAUCAUGCAGGAUGCUGUAACCCUUUGUUCCUAUCCUUUCAUCUUUGAUGCCCAAGCCAAGACCAAGAUGCUGCAGACUGAUGCCGAGUUACAGAUGCAGGUGGCAGUCAAUGGAGCCAACCUGCAGAAUGUCUUCAUGCUUCUUACCCUGGAGCCUCUGCUGGCCAGAAGCCCCUUCCUGGUCCUUCAUGUCCGCAGGAACCACCUUGUGGGAGAUGCCCUGAGAGAGCUGAGCAUUCACUCUGACAUUGAUUUGAAGAAGCCUCUCAAAGUAAUCUUUGAUGGGGAAGAAGGAGUAGAUGCUGGUGGUGUUACGAAGGAGUUCUUUCUUUUGCUGCUAAAAGAACUUUUGAAUCCCAUUUAUGGGAUGUUUACCUACUAUCAAGAUUCAAAUCUCUUGUGGUUUUCAGACACAUGUUUUGUAGAGCACAACUGGUUUCACUUGAUUGGCAUAACCUGUGGAUUAGCUAUCUACAACUCCACUGUGGUUGACCUCCACUUCCCGUUGGCUCUCUACAAGAAGUUACUGAAUGUAAAGCCCAGCUUGGAGGACUUGAAGGAGCUGUCACCAACUGAAGGAAGGAGUCUUCAAGAGCUUCUAGAUUAUCCUGGCGAAGACAUCGAAGAGACCUUUUGCCUCAACUUCACGGUGUGCCGAGAAAGCUAUGGGGUGAUAGAACAGAAGAAAUUGAUACCCGGGGGAGACAGAGUGGCCGUGUGCAAGGACAACAGGUGAUGGAAUUGAAACAAAGAAUUACAUCAUUUGGCCAGCUCUUCAGCUAGAAGAAAAGGACUUGACUCGGGGCCUGUGCUCCAGGAGUUGUACCCUGCCACUGAGAGCUCACAGCGGAACUUGAGAGUUCCUGUCCUCUCCUCCAGGGCAAAAGACAUGACUGAACGGUUUACUGUGUCUCCUCUCAGGCAGACUACAGUUUUCUAAGAAGAGAAAGCUGGUAUAGUUAGGCGCAUACUACAAAUGUGUGAAAUUGAAUGCCUGGAUGCUGAACUAGGGAAUACAGGGCAUGUUUAGCAUUUAAGAUGUGGUAAAACCUUCAUGAGCAGCUCAUGCCUUUGAUCCCAGUGCUGGAGAGGUAUAGCCGAGCAAAUCUUUGUGAGUUUGAGGCCAGCCUACAUAAGUGAGUUCCAGGGCAGGGCUUGAGCUAUAUAAUCCUGUCUUGAAAAAAUAAAAACAAUCAAUCAGUCAAACAAAACACCAACAACCGCCUCAUGGGUAUGUGUCAUUCUGUGUAGUCUUAUAGUCUUCUAUGUAAAUGUGUUUUCUUUGGCUCUUUGCUCUGUUUAUAUGUUUUUUUUUAAAUCCACCUUUCUCUAUUCUUUGAGCCCUCCCCCAUAUUUAUCAAAAGUGUUAUAAAUAUCUUUUGUAUAAAAAAAGGAUUAUUUUUGCCUUAAAAAAUGUGUUUUUAAGGAUCAGAUUCCAAGGAUAAAUUUGAAAGUAUGCCAUUUUGAAUCUGUUGACAAAUAUUUUUGCUGGGUUGAUUCUUAUUAACGAAUUAUACCAGGUUAUUCAUCCUUAUCAGUGUACAAGAAUACCCAUUUCACUCCAUCCUCACAGUAUCUUCAAAAUAUUUGCAUUUGUUUCAUACAUACUUUAAAGAUUCUUCACAGCACUGAUCCGUUCAAAUGGCUGUGUGAACUUCUAAAAUAUUUUCAAAAAUAUGCUUUAGAGGUAGUGUUUGCACAACACUGUACACAUCUGAAAUUGCUGCUUUAAAAACAGUUUGUUUUAUGUUCUAUGACUUUCAGCUCAAAAAGAAAACAGCAUCUGUUUCCAUGUUUGUACGUUUGUUUCCAUGUACGUGCGUGCGUGUGUACGACCCUGCAGACAGGCAGAGCUGAGGCACCAAGCUUACAUUGUGAGCCUUGAAGUGCUGCAGCUUCCUGUGUCACACUCUUGAGAUCGUGCACUGAAUAGAUAAUGUACGCCGCUGGCUGGUUACAUCCGGUUGCUGGGCCUGGCUGGCCUGUCAAGGGUUAAAAUGGUUUACUGCAAAGCAGUAUUUUACUUGCCUGGAGGAGAUGGUGUCCUGCGGACACUGCAGUGCAGCUGUGACGCACUUCAAAUAAGCAGCUCAGGAGACCCACGUUUAGGAUCAGCUCAGUGAGGAAAUGAAUUGACCUCCAUCCUAAACAUCCCUGAUGGGCAUGCCUAUAAAAUAUAGUAUGUAUGUCAUAUAAAAUAGUGCCUGUCAGCCACGGCAUACGGCUGUGACAUGUGUGUCUCCAGCCUUGUCAGAGCUCUGCCUCACCUCGAUCUGGGCGUAGCAACAAGUCUCCCUCCCCAGCAUCUCUUCUUUUCAAAACAAUCAGCUGGGGUUCUUUAUGUAAAUCUCUUCUGGUUAUAUUUUAAUUUUAUGUAAAUAUCUGCCAAUUUUAUUUUCACUUCAUUUUAGUAGUGCAAAAUAAUUUUAUUUUCACUGUAUUUUAGUAGUAUAUUUAGAACAUGAUUUGUCAAGCUAUUAAGAUCUUUGACUUUCUGUCGUCUAUAUCUGUUACAGAUAUAAUUUGCAGUACUAAUGUUUGCAUUUGAAAUGAGUGUAAAUACCCAAGAUUUGAUUGUUUUCUGAUUUUUUUGUCUUGUCAUGUCUGUUUAUUUCUUUUGGCUGUAUGUGUCCUAAUCUCAGCCUUUCUGUACCUAAUAAUUGACAAAUAUUUUAUGUAUUUUCUUCAUUAAAAAUGUUUCCUUGAGUCAAAAUCUAACUUGUUUCUGAAUUAUUGAAAGCUGUCUUAGCUAUUCUUAUGGAUAAACAGCAUAAAAAUUAUAUUAAAUUCCAGAUUCUACUUGGGUUUUGAAUUGAGUUGUGAUAAAUUAUAAAUUAAUUUUGGAAGAAUUUAUAUUCUGUGAUAAUCUUCUAAAUCAGGGAUUUUUUUUGUGAAAUCCCAUAUUUUUUAUAUGCAUCACACACAUUUUUAUUAUAGGCUAGCUUAUGUUUAUAUAUGUAUAUACUAUUUUUAGUAUAAAAGAAACCUUAUAUAUUUUAAUGCCUUGAUUAUUUAUUUUUAUAUAUUUACCUGACAACCAGUCGAUUCAAACUUGCAUCUAAUUGUUUUCUAGUUUAUUCUUUUGGGUUUUCUAUAUCUAAUAAUCAUAUACCUAGAAAAUAAAUUUCCCAAUGUUUAGACCCUAAUACUUAGUUAUUUUUUAAUUCUUACUAGACCUAGAGAAAUAUUAAGUGACACUCCUUCCAUUUCUGAAGAUGAGUGAGUGUUAAUUUUCAUUACCUUUUUUCUUAUUAAAAUAAUCAUAUGAUUAUGAUGACCAUAAUUUAUAAUACACACUUUCAGUUGGAUUGGUCUGACCAAAAAGAUGGUUACCACUACCUUAGAGUUGUUCAUAGCCAUCUGUUGUCAUUAGCAACAGGUUAGCACUGCCCCCAUCCCCCACGUCAUCAUCAGAUUUUGCUGCAGUGUAAUUAACCCUUGCAGCAAAUGGAAAAGAAUGGCGUCGUUGCGUGUAUAUGUGUGUGUGUGUGUGUGUGUGUGUGUGUGUGUGUGUGUGUGCGCGCGUGUUUGCGUGGGUAUGCACGCACAUUCAUAUUGUCACAUUAAAUUCUUACCUUGUCUGAGAGCAAAUUAAAAUCAGGCUUUAUAUGGAGGAAACCCAAACAAGACAGUUUUUGAAUGUCUUAUAUUUCUGAAUUACAAGCCACAUCCUUUUCUGAUAAUAAGGAAUCACCAAGGUAGAAAUUAAAAAAAAAAAAGCUACCAUUUUCUCUUGCAUAGCAGGGGAGGGAGAGAGUUGAGUUUUCUAUCAGGAUCUUUUGUCUUUAUUAUAACAAUAAUAGCUGGGAAUUAUUCCUAGGUGUCAGACGCUGCUGUGUGGGCUGAAGUGUAGUAACUGAUUUUCUCUUCAUAAUAAUUGCGAGGAAGGGACUGUUGCCACCCACUUUUAUAGAUGACAAUACAGGCAGUCAGAAUAACAAGUUUUUUUUAUUUUUGAAAAUACUGUUUUGUUAACACCACAGUGGUAAACAACUUUACGUUUGUGUUUCUUUACAGAACAUUGAUUCACAGAUAGUUCAAAACCCACAAAGAAGCUAAAGGCCUUUACAUUAAAUGUCUUUUCCCAAAAGUCUUCCCUUUAUGCCAUUUUUGUCCUCAAGCAAUAAAAUUUGAUUAUGCACCAUUUAAUAAGUCACAUUUACAUAGCAAAAUAAUGAAGGCACAGCUAAUACAAGCAAACUUAAAUCCUUCCUAUUUCUGAGCUGGGGUUGGGGAUACACACUUGGGUUGGUUCUUCAAGUAUAUACUUUUUUCCAAACAUUAGCUUCAUUGAGGAGUUCUGAUGGUUUUCACAGCUACUUGCUAAAAGCUACAAGACAAAAAGACUUCACAAAGUCAAACUAGGCAACACUGGAUACACAUGCUUUACAGAAUUGCUACAUUCUACAUCUCUUCAAGUAAAUUAUAUUUCUAAAAUGCUAUAAGGGAAUUUAAUACUUAAAACAUUUGGGGUAAUUUUUACGAUUUUGUAAACAAACACUACCAAGAAAACAGAUAACAUGAGACCAUUACAGAUGAACACGUGUUGACAAUAUUAUACAUGGAAUACACCCUUAUUUUUGGAACCGUGUUCUUUCUGUAAAUUCAAAUAUUCAAAACAUUUUUCACAACUUGAAAUGGCAGUUUUUCUAGCCACAUAAACAGUAAAUGCUGUCAGUCCAGCCUUCCUCCAUGCCUUGUCUCCUCUGGAGUGUAAAGCUGAUGUCUGGGUUUGCAAAAGCAAAAGUCUUAAAGAUGACGUCGUUCUUGGGUUCCUCUUCCUCUGCGCUGGGAAAUGUAAAGAAACUGAAGAAUUAAGCAUUGAGAAGAGUUCUGUCUUAGCUUGGGUGUUAAGGUGUAGUGUGAUGAAUGGAUUUCAACGUGUGACGCACUUUAAUUCCCAUCUAACUGACAACCUUUCAUCAGUCUCAAGUCUGGUUCUCACAGAAGAGCAGGGAGAGAAAAAAAAUAAGUUUAAUUAGGCCGUUUAAAAAAAAACAAAACAAAACAAAAAACGUCUUUUGCAUCUGUUUUACACAAAUCAAAGUUAGAUUAGAAACGGGCUAGCCAGAAUCUACUUGAUUCAAUUUAAUUUUUGGAAUGUUAGAAUAGAUUCACAUUGUAUUUUGGGCAAAUUCUGAGCCUUUUAAAGUCUCCCGACAUCGGAAAUAAAAGGGGCAGGGGAUUUGUCACCUGUCAGCUGCUGUGCUCACUUCUCGGCAGAGUCGGGACCCCCAGUUGCGCCAGCUGCAGCCUCCUCUUCUUCCUCCUCCUCAUCUUCUUCUUCCUCGUCGUCUUCAUCAUCCUCUCCCUCCAGGGUCCACGCGCAGCCCUCCAUCUCUCCGGUGAGUUCCUGGAUCUUGGCGAGUAGGGGCUUGUAGAUAUCAUUGUACUUCUUCUCCAGAGCCUGGAAUUCCUUGUCAAAUUUCGCCUCGAUCUUAUCGCAGCGCUUCUGCAGCUUUUUGAGCGCCAGAACCCGGCACUUGACGGGAUUGGGCAAGCUCUCGAUAAAGUCAUUUUUGGGCUUGGGCGCAUUCUCCGCGGGGGCCUGGGGCUCCUCGGCCGCGGGUGCAGUGGCACUGUCACCGGUUGCUGCAUCCUCGCCACCCUGAGCGCCCUCCAUUACCUCGUCCUCGGCGCGGCUCUCAGCGGGUCCCUGCUUCUCGGGGUCGGCCAUCGCUAUUGCUUGGCUCAGCUGGGCUUGUUUGCCGCAGUGGUCUGGUGGUUGCGCAGUCUGCGACUGAGCUGGUCCAGAGAGGUCCUGCAGCUGUGACUGCGGCUGGUCCAGAGU
Molecule: messenger RNA, 8235 nt
Organism: Rattus norvegicus (Norway rat)
Lineage: Eukaryota; Metazoa; Chordata; Mammalia; Rodentia; Muridae
Source: RefSeq, a predicted model, not a curated record